UUGAGCUGGAUUUUUAGAUUUCCGAAACCGUAUGGAGGGUGCACUGUCAUUCAAGUUACAAACUUACAAUGACCCAGUCUUCGCAUUUUACCGUCUUGUUCACCUUCCCACUUGGCUACGGUCGGCAAGCUAAGAUAAUUUCGCGAAUUUUUGGUAUAAUUUUUGUCUUACUUUCGUUCAGCAGUGGAGCAAUUUAUUUCACUAACAACAUCCAGCGGGCCAUGCAGAAUAACCGGCCUUUGACAAUGGGUGACGUUUUCGUGGCCAGCCAACAUCUCUUCAUUUCCUGUCGCGCUGGCUUAGUCAUCACCCUGAAUAUGCUCAACAUACACCUCAACGAGAAAUUCUUCAACGCGCUAUCCACCACGAUCAUCAAAACAAUGAACACGUCCAAUCAGCUGAAAGCCGGUUUCAUGCAUCAUCUCAACCGGCGGAUGCUGAUUGUGCUUUUCAUCUCGGUGACACUGUUCUGUAUCGGCGAUGGUCUCUGGUGGCUGAACAGUGAUAAUACACGGAUGAAGUACCUAACUGAAAACACCGUUUUCCUGGGAAUGGUUUCUGUUGGAUGGCAGAAUUAUCUUUACUGGGUUUUUUCAGUAGCUCUGCCAUUUCUGUAUUCACUGCACAUUCAAUCCACUUUCGUCUUUGUCGCCCUGGUCUUGCAAACCGGCAACGAAUUUGUAUGUCAGAGAUUGCUUGGUAUUAGAAAGCUUUUGUAUGACCUGUCAUCGAAGAAUGUCGCAACGGCGACUGAUGACCUUAAGGAAGUGCUGUGUUAUUAUGAAACUCUGGACCGUUUGGACAGCGUCCUGCAAAAUCGACUGGGCAGCGUAUUAACCGCGGCAUUUGUUUUUGACUUAACUCUUGUGCUCAGUUUUGCAGCGGGCCUCGUAACGGGUUCCCUGUUGAAUGAUGCGUUCGUAAUAACGUGUUACGCGCUGAUAUUGGUGUUAUUCCCAUUUAAUGCGGCAGUAGUACGCCAAGAGAAUAUCGUGCUGCCAGCGUUGACGUCAUCCAUCCUCUUGAAAACUGCUGCUGUCAACGCCAAAGCCGUGACACUCUGCCGGGAUAUAAAAGCGCUGGAAGCAGCCAUUAUGGAAGCUCGUAAAAUUUUCAAAGACUUGAAACUGGAACUUCUUCUUGGAGAUGUAAUACCGAUCACACUGUCACUUCUUAUGAAGGCUUUAACGCUCAUCAUUUCCGUGGCAUUGAUUACGAAGGAAAUCUUUCCCAAAAGCGAAGCCGGAUGCCUGCUUUCUGCGAACGCCACACUGUAAAAUGAUCAACUCACUUAAGAUGAAAAUUUAACAGCUUUCACGGGCGCUCCUACGUCUGGCUGGACUAAAAUCGUUGAAUGAGGCGUAAUAUAUUUGGCGCUACUUUAUUUAUGUUAAUGGAUUUUCAAAUAAACACCAGGUAUCAGUGACUGUUUAUAUAGU
Messenger RNA from Paramacrobiotus metropolitanus, 1439 nucleotides. RefSeq lists its product as uncharacterized. The transcript has 4 exons. Bases 69 to 1277 code for a protein of 402 amino acids. The record is from RefSeq and is a predicted model, not a curated record. Lineage: Eukaryota; Metazoa; Tardigrada; Eutardigrada; Parachela; Macrobiotidae.